AUGAACAGAUUUGCACAGCAGGCAGAGAGCGUAGAGAAGGGGUUGUCGGAGACGGUGAUGAAUGAGUUUAACCCGGAAGUAAUACCGUUAUACAAGGAGUUUGUGUCAGCUGCCACUGUGCAAGCAGUUUCAGACAGUUACAAUGGGAUCAGCCUCAAUGGAAGAAGGCUGUUUAUGAGAAGUGGGCUUGCCUGGGUGAAGCUUCUCCACACAUGUUUCUGGGAGUUCUUCAUUGCAAUUAGCCUCUUUGGUGUUUUGGUUGUCAGCUUGGUAACAGUACCCAAGAUCUUGUUUGCAUGUGGGGUUUGUUCAAUGGUGCUUGGGUUUUGGGGUGUCCUAGGGCUUCUGGGAAUACCCUUCUGUGUGGGGUUUGCACACAUUACGGUUGUGGGGAACUUGGCAAGGGUUUUGUCUGUGUUAGAGAACGAGUGUUAUGGGUUUGCGUCAUUGAUGAAAGCCAAGAGUCUAAUAGAAGGAAGGAGACAAACAGCCCUACUGAUGACUUUGUUUAGCAAUGUGGGCUUGAGACUAGUUGAAUGUCUCUUUGAGUUUAGGAUGUGCAAAGGGAUGAGUCUCUGGGAGGGCCUGAUGUUAGCUUCCAUGUACUCUUUGGUGCUUGUCUUGGACACUGUUAUGAAUGUUGUUUUCUACUAUACAUGUAAAUCACUAAACUUUGAUGUUUGA
Molecule: messenger RNA, 684 nt
Organism: Nelumbo nucifera (sacred lotus)
Lineage: Eukaryota; Viridiplantae; Streptophyta; Magnoliopsida; Proteales; Nelumbonaceae
Source: RefSeq, a predicted model, not a curated record